This is a messenger RNA of Pomacea canaliculata, 2488 nucleotides long. RefSeq names its product probable tubulin polyglutamylase TTLL1. The transcript is spliced from 14 exons. Gene Ontology annotation, biological process: protein polyglutamylation; microtubule cytoskeleton organization. The record is from RefSeq and is a predicted model, not a curated record. Gene Ontology annotation, cellular component: cilium. Bases 310 to 1575 code for a protein of 421 amino acids. Lineage: Eukaryota; Metazoa; Mollusca; Gastropoda; Architaenioglossa; Ampullariidae. Gene Ontology annotation, molecular function: tubulin-glutamic acid ligase activity; tubulin binding.
CAAGCUGUAGCCUCAGCUCUCAACUUUCAUGAGAAGACGAGACGUAGACUGUCAUGGCGGAGUGUUAGCAACAGGACGCCAUCAGAGGUCUGAAAGAGAAGCAGUAAACAUAGACAUUCCAGAAAUCCUGAAGGCUUGUGAUACAUUUUAGAAACACGUCAUAAAGUCGCCGAUACAAGGUUAAUUUUCAAUGUGAUAGAAGCUUCCUGACAAAAAAAAAAAAAAAACCAAACAAAAACAACAAAACAACACAUUAAUGUGUUAGAGUUGUCGACGCCUGUAUUAUACAAACCUGUUGCCUAUGCAAGAAUGGCUCGGGUAAAAUAUGCAUCAGAUUUUGACAAAUCAGUCUUAUUAAACAAUUUUGAUGCUCGCGGCUGGGUUCAAGUAACACCAGAUGAUGACUGGAAUUUCUAUUGGGCUGGUGUACACAACAUUCGGAAUAUUUUUGGUGUAGAAACUGGAUUUCGAAUGGGAGAUGAUCAAGUGAUCAACCAUUUCCCCAACCAUGUAGAGCUGACACGCAAGGAUCUGAUGGUGAAAAACAUUAAACGUUACCGCAAAGAGUUGGAAAAGGAUGGGUCACAGCUGGCAGAGAAGGAUGAGACUGGCAGAUUUGUGCAUCUGGAUUUUAUUCCCUUGACAUUUAUGCUUCCGGCUGAUUACAACCUGUUUGUUGAGGAAUUCCGUAAAAACCCAAAUACAACAUGGAUCAUGAAACCCUGUGGCAAAGCUCGAGGUAUAGGAAUUUUCCUUGUCAACAAAUUGAGUCAACUAAAAAAGUGGUCACGGGAUGGGAAAGGAAACUCGUUUGUUGCACCAACAGCCAAGGAGACGUAUGUCAUCUCCAAAUACAUCGACAACCCACUGCUGAUCGGAGGCAAGAAGUUUGACCUUCGAUUGUAUGUUUUGGUCACAUCCUUCAGACCUCUCAAGUGCUACAUGUACAAGCUUGGAUUCUGUCGCUUCUGCACUGUCAAGUACAAUGCUAGUGUUAAUGAGCUGGACAACAUGUUUGUACAUCUCACCAACGUCUCCAUUCAGAAACAAGGGGAAGACUACAAUGCUGUUCAUGGUGGCAAAUGGACUGUUGAAAAUCUGCGACUGUUUUUGGAGGGCACUAGGGGUAAGGAGGUCUCUGACAAGCUGUUUGAUGAAAUCAAUUGGCUGACUGUACAUUCUCUCAAGGCAGUUGCUGGUGUGAUAUCCAAUGAUAGGCACUGCUUUGAGUGUUAUGGGUAUGAUAUCAUCAUAGAUGACAACCUUAAGCCAUGGCUGAUUGAAGUGAAUGCCUCCCCGUCCCUUACCUCCACAACCUCCAGUGACCGCAUUAUGAAAUAUAAACUCAUUUCUGAUGUCAUCAACAUUGUCAUCCCUCCUGGAGAGCUUCCAGAUGUUCGGUGGUGUAAAGUACCAGCAAAAGAACAUUAUGGGAACUUUUAUCUUUUAUAUGAUGAGGAUCUUGCACAGGCCGACCUUCUGAACCAAGAAAUCAAGGUGAGAGCUGGUGCAGGCAAUGCUAUGGUGCGUGGGGCACGUGACCUGCGAAAACCCAGUCAGGCCACUUGGAAAUAAGGCCCAAGAACAACAAAACCUAUUCAGAGAUUAAAAAAUAAACACAACACAUACACAGAUGUUUAAAUUUGUUGCAAACAUUGGAGGUAGGGAAAUGAUAGGCAAGGGAGAAGAUUGUCAUCCUGGACCAAUUUUCAGCACAAUGUUGCUGAUUGGACUGUUUUUAUGGAGAUAUACAUUUCUCUUUUUAUAGAUAUUUUCCUGCCUAGACAAAAACAUUAACAUGAAAAAUUGCUUUUGAACUACAGUAUAUAAAUGGUAAACACAUCCAGCUUUUGAAAAUUUGAGUUGCUGCCACAUUGUAUACUUCAUGUUCUUUUUUGAAAGCACCAAGUAGUGAAUGAGGGACAGCCACCAUGCCUGCAACCUUGUGCAAAUUAUCUAGGAUAUGGAGUUGUGAUUUUGGUGUGGAUAAACCUUUCCCUCAUUCUCCACAGCUGACCAUUGUUAUACAAGUGCAAAUUUCAUUCUGUUGUAUACCAUAAUUUGAAAAUGUGAUGCAACUUGUUGUGCACCCUUACUGCUAGUUGCUGUGAAAUUAUUUUACAAUUGUGGUAGUGAUUUAGAGCUUCAUAAAGUUUUGGGAAUACUGCAGCAGCAGUGAUGAUCUUGAUAUUUUUUUAAGUGAAGUUAUCACUGUGUAUAGCAUCGCAUACUUCACCGUUUGCUAAUUACUUUACAUACCGGUCAACUUUGAAGUAAUGUUUGUAAAGAAUCCUACCAGAGAGGCUAACUUGUCUUCAUGGGAGUGGAUUGAACCUUUGACUUCAUAUGCAGGACUUGUAUACUCAAGGAAUUAUGAUGAAGGAAGGAAAGAUAGUAUGCAGUGUAUCUGACAUGAUUGUAUUGACUGCAAUUUGGUUUUUGUGCAUGCAAUGUUAUGAUGUCACAGAAAUAAAAUAUUAGAAAAAAA